AUGUCAGGCGAGUUCGCCCUCAAUGCCAUUGGGCUCGUUGCCGGAGCUCUUGGGCUUAUUGGAUUUGGCAAAAACAACAUGCCGACCCAGACAGAUCCUGCCGGUGCACAUGUUCAGAUCAAAGUGGGUUUGGGCGAGCCUGGUGACAGUGGUAACGUGGGAGGAGGUAUAGACGGCAUCUAUGCUUAUGACUACAACAACGUCUACAUCGGGAGAGCUCAAGGCGACUCCAUUGAUAUAGGUGGCGUUCUUGAGGUCACCGUGAGGCAAGACACUCCUGGUAUCCAGACCGACUUCCUGAGCAUCAGUGCCACGAAAAACGCUCCGUGCAUCUCUUGGAUUUCGGUCUCUCAAUACGACGGUAGUGUCGGUGGCGCAUGGACUGGAGACAUUGGGAAGGAUUACUGGUACCAUGCGGGCAAUCAAGAAGCGGGCCAGUUCCAGGAACCAUGUCCUAAAUAUUGCUGCUCGUGGAGGCCUGUCUGCGCUUGGCUCGAUGCGGAUCAUUCUGCGGACUAUCCUUAUGGGGCGAUGAAAUUCAAUGUUCGAGCUUACGGAGAACUGUCUGUGGACACGGUCAACGCAGGAGCGGACCAUGUGUGCGCGUCUACUCUUUGGGCAAGGGACAGUGAGCCUACCAAUGGCAAGUGGUUCCAACUACGAUAA
Molecule: messenger RNA, 666 nt
Organism: Zasmidium cellare ATCC 36951
Lineage: Eukaryota; Fungi; Ascomycota; Dothideomycetes; Mycosphaerellales; Mycosphaerellaceae
Exons: 2
Coding region: 1-666 (221 amino acids)
Source: RefSeq, a predicted model, not a curated record